CCCAUAUUGUGAGGGGUUUUUAUGCUCUUGAGACAGACAGACAGCAACAGCGAAAAAAGAUCGGUCUAGCCUUCUGUCAGACUUCUAGCUAAAUAAGGUGCGAGCUCACUGAAUGAUUCUAUCAACAUUUUCUUUAUAGAAUGAUUUGCAAUCACAUGAACUUCAGCCAGCAAGCUCAGCAUUAGUUUGCCAACUCUAGUCUGUGGUGUUGUUGGUUGAUGUUGUUGUAGUAAGCUGCUUUGGCAAACUGCCCAUAUUCAUUUUUCCGUGUAUCUGAAGCUACAAACUGAAAGUCUGAUAUGGAGGAGACUGCUACAACGGAGGAAGCCGAGGAGUUAAAAGCCUCUAGCGAGGCCAUCGCCUUUCUGUCCAGCAUAAGGGCUGCGGAGAUGCAGCGUUGUCUGUUUGAAGACUCUCUGGUGACAAUGUCCGAGGGGGGCAGAGAGCUGGGAGAGUUUAAGGUGACUUUGGAGAGGACCAUUUGCAGGGAGCAGCCUUGCCUGCUGCUGCACGCACACAGCCAUGGAUCUAUUGACAACACUCCCUGUGGUACAGCCAUCACUGCCUACCUUUCUUUGAACCUGGAGACCCUGGAGCAAAACCACCACGAGUAUGUCAAGCUUCAAGACCACCGAUUGGACAGGAGGUGUCACAUGGUCCAGCAUGAUGGACAGCUGGUGGUGAACAAAAUCACCACUGUGGGAGAGGAGAUAAGGAGGCAGACCUUGUCGUACCCUCUGUCCUCUGUGAAGGGGUUAGUGUCCGAGGGCUCUAACCUGCUGCUGCUGAGGGUAUUCGCUCUGAGGAAGAACGUCCCGGAAAACAUGACCUUCCUGUCCUUCGACCAGGACACACACAUAUCCACCUCCACAUACAGGGAGCUGGGGUGCAGGCAGCAGACGGUGGGAGAGGAGGUGGUGGAGGUGUUUGGGAUGGAGAGGACGGUCAACUCGGUGGAGGACAUCCCAGCCAUGUGGCACUGCUACUUCCUGCCUGACGGGCAUCUGGCUAGCCGAGUGCAGGUGGGCUCUCCUGUGACCAUGAGGCUCUUGCUACUCCCGCUCCAAACACACACAGAGGUGAGGGAUGAUAAGCCUGUGUUUGAGAAGAGGUCUCUGGUCUGGGAGGAGGACAUGCAGAUGCACUCCAUGUUCCUGGACAGAAAGGAGGAGUUGAAGGCGGAGCAUGCCUCGUACCUGCGGCAGCACCCGGAGCUCCGCACUAUGAUGGCCGACUUCCUGCAGUUUUUGUUACUACGGAAACCGAGCGACGUAUUUGUGUUUGCCCGCGAGUACUUCUCCCCAUUCGCCUCCCUCCAACCCCCGGGGAGCACCUUCAACACCUCCUCACCCUGAGGAUGCACAGUUCAGAUGGAGGAAAGGGAAUGAAGAGAAGAAGCCUCUUUUGAGAUUCAGCCCAGUUCUCUUUAAUAGGUUCUGUCUUUCAUCUUUUUUUUCUCUUUUUUUUUGCCCUUUUUCUCCCCAAUUGGUAGUUACAGUCUUGUCCCAUCCCUGCAACUCCCGUACAGACUCGGGAGAGGCGAAGGUCGAGAGCCAUGUGUCCUCCGAAACACAACCCCGCAAAGCCGUACUGCUUCAUGACACAAUGCCCGCUUAACCUGCAAGCCAGCCGCACCAAUGUGUCGGAGGAAACCACGUACACCUGGCGACAGUGUCAACGUACAUGCGCCCAACCCGCCACAGGAGUCACUAAAGCGCGAUGGUGACGCGAUUGUGCACAGCUUCAAAGCCUUAGACCGCUGGGAGGCCCUCCGUCUUUCAUCUCGAGGGACAACUGAACUAUUUAUUAGUGUUUUUUGCAAUAAGGCAGAGCAGUGGUUAUGAAGUAAAUAAGAUGAGGAAAGGGAGCACUUGUAGAUUAUAGGGAAAUAGAUAAGGAAUUCUAGGAGCUCAUUAUCAGCUUCAGUGUGUGUGUGUGUGUUGUCAUUUUAAAUUUCAAUAAAGCGUAAUGUUUUAUUUAAGCAAAAUGUGCGUUGCGUUAAUUAAAUUGAACAUAAAAAAGGCCCUAUAUUCUUUGUACCCGGAAGAGAGAUGACUUGACAAUUUGAGAGUACAUUUUUUUCAAUGGGUCAUGUUACUGUAGAACUAAUGAGCGUGCAUUAUAAUGACAUACUGAUACUCCAAUCUUCAAACCGAAAGAAAACAGGACAGCCCAUCCAAGGAGUCCGGUGGCAGCAAUAUUUCGCCCCCCCAAAAAAUAUAUAGCCUACAUACGGUAUAUUGCGACAGUUGUGUGAAUUGUGUAAUAAAUACCAUUUUAAAUAACACAAGCAUAUUGCUAUUACAUUGUUAUAACUAACUUCUUUCUAAAACAAGGUUUUCUCACAUACUCAUAAGCAGAAACUGAGACCCACACACACCAGAGACAGAUGGCUGACACAGAACAUUCAUAAACACUGAUAAGGCAGGAAAGGCCUUGAGCAAGAGUGCUUGGGUCUGCAUUUCACGAAAUAAUGAGACACACACAUAACCAAGGACAGAGGGCUGACAUAAACCUUUCAUAAACACCGAUUAAAUAGGAACAUCUGCGCACACACCUAAUCUCCUGUUUUAGCUGAACAUUUGGUAACAAAGAACUUUUGAUGCAAGACUCAGAAGGAUGACGCACAGCUCAUCCGGACCAAUCUGAGAAGACAACAACCUGAUCAGGACCAACCAGAAAACCAGAUCUACCAGACUCAACCUACUUUCUGUGCUGUAUAAAAUGACUAUGUAUUUCUGUUAUCUGGGCUCUGUCUGCAGGUUCCUUACGAGCUGAAUGAACGAGUCCAAGCACGCUUGUAUCAGAUA
Salvelinus fontinalis (brook trout) is the source of this 2810-nucleotide messenger RNA. It is a transcript of the gene catip, whose product is annotated as ciliogenesis associated TTC17 interacting protein. The record is from RefSeq and is a predicted model, not a curated record. Gene Ontology annotation, biological process: actin filament polymerization; cilium organization. The transcript is spliced from 9 exons. Bases 300 to 1355 code for a protein of 351 amino acids. NCBI's taxonomy places the organism in Eukaryota, Metazoa, Chordata, Actinopteri, Salmoniformes, Salmonidae.